AGAUUCAAAUAUUUGCGGAGAGAAGAGAGGGGAAUGGGAAUUGGACUGGGCGUGGGUUUACCGCUGAGCAGCGAGAGGAGGUCGCUGCUGCGAUAAAAAGCGUUGGCCAAACAAACCCCAACCCAACGGUUCUCUCUCUCUUUAAAAAUUAUCUUUUUAUUUUUAUUCAUUUUCUGCCUUGUUCUUCAAGGUCAGGUCAGGACAGGGAAGAGUCGUGAACUCCAAUCCAUAAAAAGAAAGGAUACAGGAAAAAGAAAGAAAAAAAAGAAAGAAAAGAAAAUCAUAAUUAUGAUGCUGCAGUUACUCUUCCUCUUUCAAUGAUUAUUAUUUCAUUACGCUUCUCUGAUCUUUCUUUCUUCAAAACUCUCUCCGUUUGUUCGUUAGGGUUUUUCUUUUCCUCCUCCUGCUAUUCCGUUUAUUAAGAGCCAUGCCAACAUUUACUGCCAUAGCUCUAGAUAGGUUGUUAGAACCUGGAACUUCUAAAUCUGCCGACAAGUCUGUUCCUAGUUCCAACCCUGUUACAAAACCAAAGUUACCUCCAAAAUCGAAGCCUGUGCCUAAAUCAAACCUGGAGAGGAGGAAUAGUAUAGCAAGCACAGAGAGGAAAGUUAGUCGUCCUCAAAUAUCACCGGCACUCUAUGCCACUCCUGAAGCAACCCCACUCCCUGAUUCACCUUCUUCAUUUCCUCCUUCACCAUAUAUCAUUAACCACAAGCGACGUGGUCCACGCCUUUUAAAGAGCUUCUCUGAGGAUGAUGUGGCUUCUCGAAGGAAAAACUUGGAUGAGGAAAAGAUUAAUGGGAGAGCAACAAAUGCAGAAAACGAAGUUGUCAAUUCAACAGAAGGUCAUUCUGUUACUUUUUCCAUUGCCAAUUCUGUUGAAGAGAGACAAUCAAAUGGCGUCCGGGAUAGUCCCCAAAAACAAGAGUUUCCAGACGAUUCCUUUGAGGCCUCUAGUGUAAAGGAGCAUAUGAAUGGUCUUUGUUGCAGUGAAUUAGGAGAUAGUAAUGGGGAAUUUGAAAGCAGAAUUGCGAGGAAAGGCUGGGCCAAUGAAAAUGAUGUGACAAAACUUGUUUCCUUGAAUUCGGAAAGAGAUGGUGAGUCUGAGGAUUUCUUUGACCCACAGGAAUCAAUGAGUUACACUAGUAAUACUGAUGGUGAGGACAACUGUGGGGUGGAAAGUUCUAUAAAGCUUGCUGCAACAACACCAGUGGGAGAAUUUUAUGAUGCUUGGGAAGAGCUUUCUUCUGAGAGUGGGCAACAGUCUUCUUUCCGUGACAUUGAAGCAGAAUUGCGUGAAAUGAGGUUGAGUCUAUUGGUGGAAAUAGAGAAGCGAAAGCAAGCAGAGGAAACACUGAAUAAUGCGCAAAAUCACUGGCAGAGGAUGAGGGAACAAUUAGCCCUUGUGGGAUUGACUCUCCCUGCAUUUCCCUUUGCUGAUCCAGAGGGGGAGCUGUCCCUGGAUACUGAUCCCGCAGAAGAGCUGUGCCAGCAGGUUUACCUUGCUAGGUUUGUAUCAGAUUCUAUCGGAAGGGGAAUGGCUAAAGCUGAGGCGGAGAUGGAGAAGGAAGCUCAGAUUGAGGCUAAGAACUUUGAGAUUGCUCGAUUGGUGGACCGGCUUCAUUAUUAUGAGGCCAUGAAUCGGGAAAUGUCUCAGAGGAACCAAGAAGCAGUAGAGAUGGCUCGGCGUAAUAGGCAGGUCAGGAAAGGAAGGCAGCGAUGGGUUUGGGGCUCAAUUGCUACUGUGGUUACCCUUGGCACUGCUGCUUUAGCGUGGUCUUACCUUCCAGCAACCAAAGGAUCAUCUUCCUCUAGUGAUUCUCUUGCUCCUGAGCAUGGUGAUGGAGCUAAGUGAUUUCACAAAGUCAUUCAGAAGUCUGAUGCCAUUUUGUAGAAGCAAAGGAAAAUAAAAGGUUGUACAUGCCACCAUGUUAAUAGCAAGGUCUUUCUUUUUCUAGUUGCAAUUUCCUGUCGGCAGGACAGGGUAUAAUAACAAUGUUAACAGGGUCAUCAUAUCCACCAUUGCUGGCAUCCUGGAGGCAAUGGAUUUUGAUUUUUGAAUUGAUGACCAGGCCCUUUAAAAUAA
Messenger RNA from Ricinus communis (castor bean), 2086 nucleotides. RefSeq lists its product as uncharacterized. Lineage: Eukaryota; Viridiplantae; Streptophyta; Magnoliopsida; Malpighiales; Euphorbiaceae. The record is from RefSeq and is a predicted model, not a curated record. Bases 428 to 1855 code for a protein of 475 amino acids. The transcript has 4 exons.